This is a messenger RNA of Diabrotica virgifera virgifera (western corn rootworm), 3361 nucleotides long. Its product is annotated as zinc finger protein ZFP2-like. Gene Ontology annotation, cellular component: nucleus. The transcript has 2 exons. Gene Ontology annotation, biological process: regulation of DNA-templated transcription. The record is from RefSeq and is a predicted model, not a curated record. The coding region runs from base 165 to 1781 and encodes 538 amino acids. Gene Ontology annotation, molecular function: zinc ion binding; RNA polymerase II cis-regulatory region sequence-specific DNA binding; DNA-binding transcription factor activity, RNA polymerase II-specific. NCBI's taxonomy places the organism in Eukaryota, Metazoa, Arthropoda, Insecta, Coleoptera, Chrysomelidae.
CGUAGAAUUAUUGUACUACAUAAAAAGAAGAAUAUUAUGACAUUUAUCCUUUGACAACUUUUGACAUUUAAAUUGCCAAAUCCCAAAUCUGUGAAAGUUUAUAAACACCCAAAAACUAAACAUUAAGUUCUGGUAAUUUUAAGAAAUGUUAAAUUAAAACAAAAAUGGAUCACUGUAGUAUCUGCUUGGAUUCAAAGGGAUGUACAAUUCGUUUCAGUGAUUUGGACGAAAACAACAUAGACUGGUCAACGAAGUUAAAAUCCAUUGUAGCUGAUUUGGAGGAUACUCCAGGAGAACACUUCAUUUGCGAGAGUUGUACAAAAAAAUUGGACGAUUUUUUGACUUUCAAAAAGAAAUUAGAAAAUUUGGUGAAAAGAGUUAGGACUAUAUAUACAGAAGAGAAUGAAGAAAGUGAAGUUAAAUAUGACAAUGAUGAAGAUCGUUGCAGUGUAAGUCCAGCUUUGGGUGACUACAAAGAUGAUGUUGAUGAUGUAGAAUUGGAUGAUGAAGUAUUAACUGCAAGAAUAGAGAGACUCAACAAUGGGUCGCUUGAUUCUACUAAUUCUAUUAAAGACGAACCAAAACCUGAAAUAGUUGAAGUAAAUGAAUCUUGUGUUUGUUUAAUAUGUGACGAGGAAUUUGAAAGUAAAAAAGCAUUACGCUUCCACAGAAAAACAUGCACAAGAAAUCCGAAAGGUGUCUAUACGUGUUUUACUUGUAACAAAAGUUAUAGUACAAAAACUAAUCUUAAAUUACAUCAUAGAAAGUGUGGUAAAAUAAAAACAUUGGAAGAUGAAAAUACAGAUAAGUUGCUUAAAAAACGUGGAAGAAAAUCAUCAAGAAGUUAUACUUGUGACUCUUGUGAUAAGAUAUUUAAUUUAGUAAAAGAUCUAAUGGCUCAUUGUAAAAGUGUUCAUAAUAUGGAGGAACGGAUGGUGAAACCUUAUUCUUGUAAUCAGUGCACUCAAAGGUUCAGAACUUAUGCUGGUUAUGAUCAACAUCUGAAAUAUCAUAGCCGAAAAAGGGACAAUGUGUGUAGUUUGUGUGGAAAAAGGUUUAUAACGAAAAGCGAACUUAUAGUACAUGAAUACACUCAUUUUAAUAGAAGAAACUAUAAGUGCACAGCUUGUGGUAAGGCUUAUAAUACUAACAAAAACCUAAAAACACAUAUCUUAGUAGUACAUACAGACAGAGCAGCUUGGAAGUAUGCAUGUGCGAUAUGUGAGAAAAGGUUCCCACAAAAAGGCAACUAUGAUCAGCAUAUGAAACGUCACGCUGGAGAUAAACAACACAUCUGUCACAUAUGUCAAAAACCUUUCAUCACCAGUAGUGAGCUGAAAAGACAUGUAAGUUUACAUUCUAAUGUAAAAGCCUUCACUUGUGAAUACUGUCAGAGAGAAUACAAGACUUUAAGAACUUUAAACACACAUUUAAGAAGGUCUCAUUCAGUUGGAGAUAGAUUGCCUGAAAAAGAAAAGAAGUAUGUCUGCCAUAUUUGUCCUAGUCAGUUUUACGAUAAACAAAAGUUGUCUAGGCAUUUGUAUUGUCAUUCUGGAAUAAAACCUUUUGAGUGUACUGCUUGCGAUAAGAAGUUUACAGACAAAUCAUAUCUUAAACACCAUAUGAAAGUAGCUCAUAAUAUUACUGAAGUACCUAGGGAAAAUAGGGAAGUUAAAUAUGAGACAUCAGAUGCUUUAAAGUAUGAGGUUCCCGAACAAAUUAAGUUUGAAUUUGAAGGGGGUAAAUCAGUCCUUGAUAUUUAUGAGAGAAAAAUCCUCUAACUUAUGAUCCCAUUAAUUUUUAUAAUUAUUUUUUAAAUAAUUUUCAAUUUUAUGGAAUGGUAGUUAGGUUUUUACAGUGGCCGUGUUAGGCUUUAUUAAUAAAAUUAGAUUUUUCUUCUAGAUCUUACAGCAUAUACAGGGUAACUCAUCUUAUUCGCCUCAGUCUCUGUAUGGAAAAUGACUUGAUAUUUAAAAAAAAUUUCUUCACAGAACUAUACACGACCAUUAACACUACAAUCUAAAAAUAAUGUGAGUUAUACAGGUUGUUCCAAAAAAGAGUGGUAGAUCAAAGUUAUAUUUUUUCUUAUGGAAUUCCCUAUAUCUGAUAACAUUUUUGAAUUGCCCUCAAACAAUAAGCUAUACUUUUAUAAGGGUUCCCUAUCUAAAUACAUGGUGUUUUGAUUUAUUUCAAUUUUUAUAAAAAUGUAAUGUUGAAAAAAAUAUCGAUAUACGCAUCUAAGAAUCGAUGGCAAAUUUUUUCUUGGAUCUUAAUAACAGACUACUCAGCAUAUUUAAAUAGAUGUUUAUUGUAGCAAAAUGUUGUACAGGGUGGUCAAAAUAUUAGAUUGUCAUAUUAACAAAUUCAAACUGUAAUAACAUACUUAUUUUAAAUGAAACACCCUUUAUUUUAUUAGUCUAUCUUGUGGAAAAUUUACUUAGUUUUUAAUAUCUAUUAGGGUUUUCUAUACUUAUCGCCCUUCAUUUUUUUUUAAUAUUUAAAGAUGUCCUAAUUUGUAAGCUUUAACAAUUAGAAUCAAAUAUGUCAUGGUUAUGUACAACACAUCACCAACACCGGUAAUAUGAUGAACAGUCUGUUAUUAAGAUCCAAGAAAAAAUUUGUCACUGAUUCUUAGAUUCGUAGAUAUUUAUUUUUUUCUUUUUCCAAAACCUUAUAUAUUUAUAAAAAUUGAAAUAAAUCAAAAUCCAGUAUUUAGGUAUAGGGAAACUUUAUAAAAUUAUAGCUUAUUUUUUAAGGGCAAUUCAAUAAUGUCAUCAGGUAUAGGGGUGUUCCAUGAGAAAAAAUAUAACUUGAUAUACUUUAUAUAACUUUGAAGCACCCUGUAUAAUUCACAUUAUUUUUAGAUUGUAGUGUUAAUGGCCCUGUAUACUUCUGUGAAGAAAUUUUUUUAAUAACGAGUCAUUUUCAGUACAGAGACUGAGGCGAAUAAGAUGAACCAGCCUGUGUAUACAGCAAAAUGAAAACAGCGUAGUAGGUGUCAUGAUAUAUUAUAAUAGAGUGUAGUGUUUGGUCUCUCUCCAUAGACUUCUGCCUGUGGUUAUUUCUAUUACAGUGUGAAUAAGUCUUUUGCAACUUCCUGUGAUGUGGUCAAUCCCUCCUCUUGGAUAUCUUCCUUUUUUGAGAUAUAGUUGGAUAAAUUAUAAUACACUAAGCACCAAAAUUAACGCACCACCUUAAAAAUGGGACAUUUUUGAUGUCCUGUAAUUCCUAAACCUGUUGUUCGAUUUUAGUGAUUUUUUUAAUAUGUUAUAGCUUUAUUCUUCAAGAAUAUCGGUGUAAUAAUAUUGUUGCUAAACAAGUAAGUGCCAUUGUAUACCGGGUGUAAAAAUGAUAGUGUGUU